Molecule: messenger RNA, 675 nt
Organism: Panicum virgatum (switchgrass)
Lineage: Eukaryota; Viridiplantae; Streptophyta; Magnoliopsida; Poales; Poaceae
Product: polyubiquitin-like
Exons: 1
Coding region: 13-675 (220 amino acids)
Biological process (GO): protein ubiquitination; modification-dependent protein catabolic process
Cellular component (GO): nucleus; cytoplasm
Molecular function (GO): protein tag activity; ubiquitin protein ligase binding
Source: RefSeq, a predicted model, not a curated record
CUGCUCGUUCAGAUGUAUAUCUUUGUGAGGAGCCCCACCGGUAGGACAAUCCGCCUCAGGGUCCAACCAUCAGAUACCUUGCAUACUGUUAAGGCAAAGAUUCUGGAACAACAUCACCUGGUCUUUGAUGGGGUGCAGCUACAGGACAACCUUACAUUGGCUGAUUAUGACAUCCAGCAUCAAGCCACGCUUGAUCUCCAAGAAAAGAUGCAAAUCUAUGUAAUGGAGACACUAGCUGGCAAGACCAUUACUCUUGAGGUCGACAGCUUAGAUACUAUUGACACCGUCAAGAGCAGGAUUGAAUUCAUGGAGGGAUUCCCCAAGAGUCAGCAGUGUCUCAUCUUUGAGAACAAACAGCUGGAUGACAGCCGCACCUUGGCGGACCACAACAUUUGCAAGGAGUCCACUGUUCUCCUUGUCCUGCAUCCAGUUCCAAUAGGUACGAUGCGGAUCUUCGCGAAGACAUUGUACGGAAAGACCUUCCCUCUUGACGUUGACAGCUCAGAUACUAUCGAAGCUGUCAAGGUGAAGAUCUAUGAGAAGGACGGCAAUCGUCCUAAACAGAUGCGCAUCAUCUUUGCUGGCAAACAACUGGAGGACGACCGCACCCUGGCAGACUAUAACAUUACGAACGAGUGCACCAUCCAUGUGGUACUCUGCCUUUGUGGUUGUUGA